Entamoeba invadens IP1 is the source of this 453-nucleotide messenger RNA. RefSeq lists its product as hypothetical. The transcript has a single exon. Bases 1 to 453 code for a protein of 150 amino acids. NCBI's taxonomy places the organism in Eukaryota, Evosea, Mastigamoebida, Endamoebidae. The record is from RefSeq and is a predicted model, not a curated record.
AUGGCUGAAACAAAGGAAGUCUCCUCACAAUUAAAUGACAAGCGUUUCAUGCACCGAGGCGAAGAGGACCACGUCGACGCCACGUCAUUUGACGUGAGUUAUGUGACGAUCUUGCAUGAACUUCAGAAGACCUUUCAAUGGAAACGGGUCUAUGGAAAUCGCAAAGCACUUUACAAAGAGGAGAAGGCUGAAAAGUUCCUUGAUACCGAAACGGAUGAAGAGAAGCAGUUGAAUGCGUUAUACAACAACGAAUCGCACAUCGAUUCCCUCAAAACACCAGAACAAAUCGCAAAGCGCAGGAAGCUCCUCGAGAAGCGACGAGAACAAAAUCGUCCAAAAAUCGACGUGAAAGAAAAGAGAGCCUUCCCCGACGCUAUUCGCAUCGAUGAGCCAACAAAGCUCGAGCGACUCAAAGCGGCUCAAAAGCACAAGGACCACAUUCUCGACCUCUGA